CGCGAUGCUUAAUUGUUACAACCAACGUCACCCAUAUACGCCUAUUUUCUCAAGUGCUUUGCUUUAAUCCCUGACUGCUUACUAUCGGGACUCACAUCAACCCUUCCUUCCUGUCCAGGGCUUCACUUGUCGUUUUCUAUCCGAGUACGUUUUGUAGCAGUUAUCCUGUAGUGUGGUAAAGUUCGGGGUUUGUACCAUAGACACGCUCUCACGACAGAUGGCUUCGUCAUUAAGGCCCCGGACCUGUACAUUUGUGCGUGAAGGAGGAAGGUCUGUGUUUGGGCCCUCGUUAUGCCGGAGGCCUGCCUUGACUGGUCCGUCGAGGCGGCAAGGCGCGGUCUAUUGUAAUGCAAAGAGCAAAGACGCCCUUCGAAGGAGCUUUGACAGUGAAGACGAGCUAAACAACGAACUAGCGGAUGAGCUGCUCGCGGUGGCGGACCCGCAGCGCCUCAAGAAGCUCGCACAGCACUUUGAGCUGGCAUGGAAGAUUGGCAGGCCCGGCCGCCCCCGCACGUGUGACUGCUGCCAGGGCCGCAAGGAGGAGGAGUGCCACUGGUGCCAUGGAACAGGCUACCUGAUGGUGGGCGGCCAGGUGAUCCCCUCCACCCCCGCCCGCACCAACCACUGCCCCGUGUGCAAGGGGAAGGGUGUCACCCAGUGUGGCAGGUGCCGGGGAACGGGCUUCCGGGCCACUUGGCUGCCAGCUGACUCGGACCUGCUGCCGUGAGGAGGGGAGGGGAGGGAAGGAAACGAGGGGUGUGGAGAGCUCAAUGGGAAGGAUGGGAAGGUUGGAGGGUGGGAAGGUUGCUACGUGGCCGCAGGAAGGCGUCGCGGAGGUUGAUGAGGGGCAGCACUAUGAAACCGGAUUGGGAAUCAGACGCCUAGGGCAAGUAAGAAGAGGGUUAGUGCGCAGGCUUGGAGUGCGCGAAGGGAAAUGUGGAAUGGGAGGGCCGUUGGGCGUUGGGCGUGUUGGAAGCGGACCCAGGAAGGCGCUGCUGAGAGUGUUGGCGGGUACUCUUAAAGGGGCACGUGUUGUCCCCUUGUGUGCUUUUGGUGCACAUGAGGGCGGCUGUGGGGGCUGUGAAGGUCUAGGAGGAGGUUCACGCAUGCACGAAGGGGCUUCCCAGGGUCCGCGGGAAGGCAAUGGCGAGGGCUCGGGACGAGGACGUUGUACAAUACUUUCUUCUGUACCAAUACCUUACAAAUGCACCGUAGCGAACCCAGCCCAGGGGCUGGUGCUAGUUGUGAUGAAGCGGUAAACAGAACAGUGGCGACGUGUUUGGUUUUCUCGCAUUUUGCUGACUUGUUUGAAGGCUAUGCAUGCAUGGGUGCUGCAUGGCUCGUGUCCUUCAAGGGCGGCGCAAGGCAGUCCCGAAGUCUCUGGAGGACCUCGAUUUGAAGAAUGAUGUAUAUUGGAAGUGGUGGUGACAGUAUGUUUGCGUGUGGCAGUAUUGCAUGAUCGACGUAAUGCGUCGGUUCUGGUGUGUGGUCACACUGUGACGGUUAUGAUAGGUUCUUGUUGUUGUUGUUGUUGGUGGUGGUGGGUGUUUCAUGAGUGAUAGCGUUUGGAUGGAUGCGGUAGCACGUGGGGAAGUGCGCUCGCGUGUCAUGCAUGUGCUUUGCAAUAGUUUGGAAUUGCGGCGGUUUCGCUGCGCGAAGCAUGCAGAGGCGGGGGAGUUAAAACAGCCUUGGGGGCUCGGACUCUCGAGGCUCUCUUCCUAUCCACAAAAAACAGUUGUUCGGAUCGAUAAACAGUGAUAUGGUAUGUUUUGCUGAUUAGAACUUACCAAGUGGUGGUGCACUGCACGCCCUUGUCCGGGCUUCCCCCGCUGGGCGCAUUGCCUGACGGGCGAAGAAAGGCCUGGCUGACCGUGUGCCGUGUGUCCGUCGCACGUGUGUGCACGUCAUUGCUGCUGGUCACUCCUCAAUCCUGGUUACCCACCGUUCGUCUGUUUGUUGCUGUUUGUCGGCUAGCGCGCUGGCUGGUAUCCUUGUGUGGAACCGGCUCAGCACGUGUGUGGCUGCACCAACAUACCGUAUGUGGGCGAAGGGGCACGGUGAUUGGGCGACAGUGUGUGCCAUGAUCUGUUGUAGGAACGUGGAUGAGGAAGCGUGCGCAUGAUGACGGCUCACGAAGGCAAUUGUGAUGUGCUUUGCGAGGCAGCAGGCAACCGGAUUCGGUGUGUGUGUGUGUGUGUGUUUUCAUCAGCGUGUGUCCCCCCUACCCAGCACGGAUUGGUCUUGAUGUACACCGCUGUGAAGCACGAUGUCUCUGUACACUUCUGCCUGGUUCUGCAUCCUGUUUAAUAAUAAUUUUGGCGCGUACCGUACCAUAUUCUUCCUAAAGCGGGUGUGGAGAUCCUGUCGUAUCUCGCCGCAUGGGUCAGCCCGCACCCCAGUGUCCUUAGAUGGCCAAGCCAACGUUGGGGCACGACAGUUUCUCGUCUUGAGCUCCGUUUUAACUUGUUGUAUCAUGCGCCCGGGGGAUAUAGAUGCAUGGGGGCUGGCGGCCGUCUGCUGCCAGCGUGCAUGAACCCCUGCCCCUGACUUCGGAGGAUCCCGUACGGUACGGUACGGCAAGAUCUUUCAAGGCGUUGUAAAAGAGAUACCAGA
This is a messenger RNA of Astrephomene gubernaculifera, 2613 nucleotides long. The record is from the annotation of a GenBank genome assembly. NCBI's taxonomy places the organism in Eukaryota, Viridiplantae, Chlorophyta, Chlorophyceae, Chlamydomonadales, Astrephomenaceae.